Adineta steineri is the source of this 852-nucleotide messenger RNA. The record is from the annotation of a GenBank genome assembly. Lineage: Eukaryota; Metazoa; Rotifera; Eurotatoria; Adinetida; Adinetidae.
AUGGUUGCUCUAUGUGAUCUGGCUGAGACCACAACAACUGAUGCUAUUGAUUCUUUCCUUGAAACACGUUUAGUUGUGUCUCAACUAUCUGAUGAGAGUUUGUUCCUAUCUCAAAUUCAAGUGAUUGUCGAGUCUUUUCAGGCUGAUACGCAGACUGCAUUUGGUCGUGAGAUCGAUGUGAUUGACGUGCUGAAACAAGGCAAUUUACUUGUAUCUAGUCUCGGCACCAGUAAUUAUUUCACAGCUUUCUAUGAUUACUAUUACCGAGAUUUUCCAGUAUACUCUACGUCUGAACAAUUUUUAGAUCAAAAUGAUGCUUGGGAGAACUGUCAAGUGAGUUCAAAAGGCACGAAUUUAGUCGCUGCUACAGAUACGCAAAAUAUCGCACAUUGGAUACCUGGUUGGCGUUUUGGAUGCUAUAUUGAUGAGGCACUCUUCGCUUCAACACUUGAAUGCUACUAUAAUAUAACAUGUCUCUCAUUACUUCGAAAUGUUUAUUCACUUCCACUCGAAGUACAAGUUCUUAAAGUUACUAAUGAUUCACGAUUCGCAGUAGAUACUACUAUUGGAACCAUCGUUCGACAGUUAUUUAUAGAAGACUUGGCGGCUACUUUCAAUUUUACCGGUUAUUUCAUGGCGUGUUUACCCUCGCAAUGUAUUUAUACAAUCGUAGAACGUCGUUCAAUCAUCACCGUUAUCACAACAGUCGUUGGCCUAUUAGGUGGUCUAACCAAAGCAAUUGAUUUAGUAGUACCGCGUGCUGUACGCUUCAUUCGUCGACAUGGUCAUAAAUGGAAGCGCAUCAUAAAAGUCAAACCGAAAAUAAACACAAAUACUACCGUCACCUGUUGA